AUGUUGAUCACCGAAUCAUAUACAGACAUUAAAACGUCCUAUGGGACUACUAUGCGGGUAUUCAUUUACCACCCCAAGAUUCCUCAGUACCCCCAAGCCAAGUUCCCUGGCGUUAUUGUGUUUUCAGAGAUUUAUCAAGUAACUGGACCUGUUGAGAGAUUUGCAAAGCUGAUUGCAGGCCAUGGAUACAUUGUUGCAGCUCCCUCUGUUUAUCACAAUUACGAGUCCUUCGAGCCAUUUGCAUACGACGGUCCCGGCACUGAUUUGGGCAACAAGUACAAAGCCACUAAACCCCUUGAAUCUUAUGACGAAGACUGCAAAUUGGCCACUGACUACCUGGUAUCGUUGCCUACAUGCACAGGCAAGAUUGGUGCCACGGGCAUGUGUUUGGGCGGUCACAUUGCUUUGCGUGCCGCUUUUGACCCCCGUGUGAAGUCUGCCGUGACCUUCUUUGGUACAGACAUUCACUCAAACACUCUUGGAAACACCUCUGACGAAUCUCUGCACUCGCUGGCCCGUAUUAAAAAUGGCGAUCUCGGAGGAUCCUCAGAUACAGAGCUUGUGACCAUUUUCGGUACAUUGGAUCCUCAUGUUCCCCCGGAGGGCCGCGAUAAAAUUCGGGCAACAUUGCGCGAAGCUGGUGCAUUUUUUUCUUUUGUAGAGAUCGCUGGAGCGCAGCACGCAUUUGUUCGCGACGAAUUUUCCAAAGGUAGAUAUGACCCUGCUGUCACGGGACUAGGCCUAGACAUGCUUUAUGAACUGUUCCACCGAACAUUAACAUUAGAUCUUGGAGACGUGGACCCGGCUCCGGUCAAGAUUGACAAUGUGUGCUGA
Magnusiomyces paraingens is the source of this 834-nucleotide messenger RNA. RefSeq lists its product as uncharacterized. Gene Ontology annotation, molecular function: hydrolase activity. The record is from RefSeq and is a predicted model, not a curated record. Lineage: Eukaryota; Fungi; Ascomycota; Dipodascomycetes; Dipodascales; Dipodascaceae. The transcript has 4 exons. The coding region runs from base 1 to 834 and encodes 277 amino acids.